Molecule: messenger RNA, 3187 nt
Organism: Corythoichthys intestinalis (scribbled pipefish)
Lineage: Eukaryota; Metazoa; Chordata; Actinopteri; Syngnathiformes; Syngnathidae
Gene: tmem229a
Product: transmembrane protein 229A
Exons: 1
Coding region: 96-1085 (329 amino acids)
Source: RefSeq, a predicted model, not a curated record
UCCAGCCAGCGGAUGCUUGCUGCCGCUGCGGUUGCUGCAGAGCGCAUUUAUAAACAAUGGUUCGGAACAGGGAAACAGAUUAAUCUUGAUGAUCGAUGAUGACCCGUCGUUCUAGAGGCAAUCCUGAGAUCAACACCGACGAGUCGCGCGGCUCCCGUGAGGAUGAGGAAAGCGAACGGGGGCUGCCGCCAUGGAUGCGGCUGUACUUCUACGGAAUGCACGGCGUGACCCUGGAUGUACUGCUCUCCUCAUUGCAGAGGGUUUUAUCCGACCGGGACCCUAAAUUGUUGGGCUUUUCCUCGCCGUGUCUGUGCUUGGUACAUUCACUAACCUAUCUGGCGCUGGAGAAGAUUUACUCGAAGAAAAGAUGCUUUCAAGGAAGACCGGUGGUUUUUCAUCUGCUCUUCUAUCCGUCUGUUUACAUUGGGCUGCAAGUCCUGGUAGGGAACAUCAGCAACAUUCUGAGUAAGCAGGUUGAGGUCAUAUCAGGGAAACACUUGGUCCUCCACUACUUCCUGGCUCUAUAUUUUAGUCAGGUGUUCCACAAGGGGAUGUCUAGGCUCAGCUACUAUCCCAGCAGGGAAGCCCUUCCUCUCCAAAGCCUCCCCGGGUACCUCCGCUUCCUGUUUUUCGGCAUGCACGGCUUUGUGAAUGAGGUGGUGUUCACCUCCGCGUUCAACUUAGUGGAGAAUCAAAGCUUGACGGGUCACACGUCCCUUUGGUCUUUCCUCAUAUAUGGCAGUUGCAGCUUCGUGGUGGAGAAGCUCUACCUGAACCUGCACUUUGAAAGACUCUGGGGGACCUGGCAAAGGCUCCCUAUCUACAUCUGCUUCAUCUACACCUGGGAAUUGUGCUGGGGUCUGGCCCUGAGGCAGUUCGACGCCUGCUCCUGGGACUACUCCCACUACCCGCACAACUUCAUGGGACUCAUCACUCUUAUCUACCUGCCGGGCUGGGCCUGUCUGAGUCUCUAUCAAGAUGUGCUGUCCAACAUCCUGUUCUGCAUCAGAUGCACCGCAGGGACUCGGCAAUCGAGCGUGGACGGAGCAGAAGCCAAUGGGCAGCCUCGGAAACAAAUAUUUUAAAAUACUUGCUUUCAUUGGGUUAGUUUGUUUUUCAGCAUGGUUCAAACAGAAGAGUUGUCUCGUAAGAAAUAGGAUGAGCCCAUAAUUAUUUGCAUCCACUUUUCUGAUGCUUAAUGAAGGAAUCACCUUUUAAGAGAUGGUGUUCAAAGGUUAAGCCACAUUUAAUUAAUAAGGCACUUUAAAGUUAUAUUGACCACCAAGGGCGUAGGUUUGGUCUCAACAUUUGUAGGGACGAUAUUACUGUAAUGUACAUAAAUGCAAAUAAUGAUCCAAAUAAGGGACGGCUAGCUUGACUUCAUUGUCCCUUGUGGAGACUCGCCUGACCGCAUUAGUUUUGCAGGUAAGCAAAUUUGAUGUUAUGCUAGCUCUAAUGCAGGUUGGACUUUCAGUAGUAAAAUUAGUGGUGUUUCCCCCACCUCCACAACAUUGACGUCUUUUUACUAGGGCUGUCAAACCAUUAAAAUUUUUAAUCGAGUUAAUCACAGCUUAAAAAUGAAUUAAUCAUAAUUAAUCGCAAUUCAAACCAUCUAUAAAAUAUGCCAUACUUUUCUGUAAAUUAUUGUUGGAAUGGAAAGAUAAGACACAAGACGAAUAUAUAUACAUUUAACAUACUGUACAUAAGUACUGCAUUUGUUUAUUAUAACAAUAAAUCAACAACAUGGCAUUAACAUUAACAUUCUGUUAAAGCGAUCCAUGGAUAGAACGACUUGUAGUUCUUAAAAGAUAAGUGUUAGUACAAGUUAUAGAAAUUUUAUAUUAAAACCCCUCUUAAUGUUUUCGUUUUAAUAAAAUUUGUAAAAUUUUCGCCAUUGUUGAUGUCAAUAAUUACACAAUGCUCAUGGUCCAUAAAAUCAGUCGCACCAAAGCGCCAGCAGAGGGAGACAAAAAACACAAGUAACAAGUGGACAUGACACUGCUGUCUUUUUAAUCUGUUUGAGCGGGGCAUGUGCGUUAAUUGCGUCAAAUAUUUUAACGUGAUUAAUUUUUUAAAUUAAUUACCGCCCGUUAACGCGAUAAUUUUGACAGCCCUACUUUUUACAUGACCUACAGUGGCUGCUGCUGGCCGAAAAAUAAAAAAUAUAAAAACACUCUGAAGGGGCUGUGUGAGUAUCUGUGUGUGUCUUGUGGCGUGACGGGGGGCUUCAAUUCAUCAGCCAACCAAACGUUCGUUUAAGGGGGACAUUCUGCAUAUUCAGCAAGUGAAAAGAGAUACAUGUAAGUUUGAACAUAAUGAAAAUAAUUGAUUUAAUAAUGGUAGGGUCUAUUCUAUCCUUACAACAUAUGGGAAGACAAUCUAAAUGAUCUAUAUAACUGAACUCUUUAUUUAAUGCAAAUAAGGUUGCUUAAAAGUUGUUAGGGACAAUUUGAGCAUCCUGAAAGGUUAGUGGUGUUAUGUCCCUACUAUCCCUAUGCAAACCUACGCCCUUGUUGACCACUCAUCAUCUUGUUCCAACUGUGCCGUGUUGCACGUUACAAAAGUAGCCACCAGAAAAAUACAAUAUGCUCACAUGAAUCUAUAGUCAUCUUGAGUUGUAUAUUUAGUCAUUCUAGUGAGUACAUUUGUAAACCAUACAAAAAAAAAUAAAAGAUACCAUGCACUGUGAUGAUCAAAACAAAUUUGAUGUAAAUCCUCUUUAACUGGUCAGUAAAGGUGUACACCAUGAAUUUGCCUCACAUCUUUUCUCUGCUCACAACAACAAGUCCGAACACGAAAAACUUGUUUUUAAAGAGUUAGACUGGUUUUGGUGUGAUAGCAUCGAAUUGCAGUGUGGCUUUGACUAUACUAAAAUAUUUUUUUCUAGAAAAGGACAAUAAAAUGUUACAUGGAUUCCAUUGUGUCUGAUCUUGUAUUUCUCCAUUCAAACAUUGUGCUCUAUUGACAGAAAACACAUUUUCACGUUUAUUGUAUUCAGCUUUUAGGGUAACCACAUUUGCAUUUAAUCUUUAAAGUGUAUUUAAUUUCAAAUACAUUAUUAGUUAAUUAGAAUAUUCUUGUUUUCUGUAUUUAACUGCAAUUAAAAAAUAUAUAUUUUGUUACUACUGGUUAACUUCAGAAAAUUAUUUUAGCCAGGAUUUUAUUUAGAAUAAGUACAUUCGUAAUU